AUGGCUGAUGUACAAGAAGAAACUAUAGAAACAGUGAACAACACUGGAAAUGGUGCAAACACUGGCACAAACAACACUAGAAAUGUUGCAAACAUUGGCACAAUUGUGAUGAAUCUCAAUCAUCCCUAUCACCUCCAUUCAUCAGAUGCUCCUGGAAUGGCUUUGGUGAACAACCCUUUUGAUGGAAGGGGUUAUCAAGGCUGGAAGAGAUCUGUUCUCAUUGCUUUGUCAGCUAAAAACAAGCUGGGUUUCAUCACAGGAGCACAUCCUGCACCAGAUUCAACUUCAUCAGAUUUGCAACCUUGGAGUAGGUGCAAUGAUAUGGUAACAUCUUGGCUACUUAACUCUCUUUCAAAGGAAAUAGCAGAUAGCGUGAUCUAUUCUACAACUGCAAAAGAACUUUGGGUCAGUCUAGAACAUAGAUUCGGUCAAACUAAUGGUGCUAAAUUGUAUCACUUGCAAAAGGAACUUAGCAGAUUUGCAGGCUAUUUCACCAAGCUUAAAAGAUUGUGGGAUGAAUUAGAUCCACUAAAUUGUGAUGUCAAGUGUACCUGUGUGUGUGCUUGUGAAGGCAAAGCUAAGUUUGAGAAAUCACAGGAGAAUGAGAAACUAAUUCAGUUUCUCAUGGGAUUGAAUGAUUCAUACUCACAGGCAAAGGGAAACAUUCUCAUGAUGAACCCUUUACCUAACAUCAAUCAUGCUUAUUCUUUAGUCUUGCAGGAUGAAAACCAAAAGGAGACUUAUAUGAGCCCUUUAAUUCCAUCUAAUUCAUCUUCAUUUAUGGUUGGUGGUCAAUACAAAGGGGGAAAACAACCUCAAAGGCUAUUAAGUAACAUUCAGAGGACAAACAAUUAUCCCAAGUUUAACAAUCCACAACCAACAUCAAGGCUCCCAAAACAGAUUGCAAGGUUCAAAGGCAAGAAAAGCAAAUAUAAUAUUAAUGUAUCUUGUACCCACUGUGGUAAAACAGGACAUACAGUGGAUGAUUGUUACAGAUUAAUAGGAUUUCCAGAAGAUUUUCAGUUCACAAAUGAAAGGAACUAUUAG
Lycium ferocissimum is the source of this 1047-nucleotide messenger RNA. RefSeq lists its product as uncharacterized. Gene Ontology annotation, molecular function: zinc ion binding; nucleic acid binding. The transcript has a single exon. NCBI's taxonomy places the organism in Eukaryota, Viridiplantae, Streptophyta, Magnoliopsida, Solanales, Solanaceae. Bases 1 to 1047 code for a protein of 348 amino acids. The record is from RefSeq and is a predicted model, not a curated record.